Cannabis sativa is the source of this 939-nucleotide messenger RNA. RefSeq lists its product as uncharacterized. Bases 175 to 939 code for a protein of 254 amino acids. Lineage: Eukaryota; Viridiplantae; Streptophyta; Magnoliopsida; Rosales; Cannabaceae. The record is from RefSeq and is a predicted model, not a curated record. The transcript has 4 exons.
ACCAUUGACUUAGUGGAUGACGAGGAGGUGCUUCCGGGAGAAGGCCAAGGGAAAGGGUGGGACUUCUCGGAGGAAGCCGCCGAGGGUACUGGAGAGCCUCAAGCCCUUCCAGUGGUAGCAGAGGAGGACGAGGAGGAGCCUGAAGUGGCUCUGAUUCGCAAGCGUAAGGGCAAGAUGAUUGCCCAGGACGAGCCGAAGAGGCCUCGGAGGGCCGACACUCCUGCUCAUGGCCUAGACGGCGGGGUUUCCCCGAUGGAGGAAAAUCCUGCUCCUCCUCACAUUGAUCUUACCCCGAUUCCGGGGGAUGAGGUGAGGCAGGAGCUUCGCAUAGCCAAACACAACUACGCUAUGGACGAGUACUCCUGGGGUUAUGCCGAGGUGGAGGCCCUUAGGAGGAUUCUGCGAGCUGAGGUUGAGGCGAGCAUCAACCAUCCGGACUAUCAUGAUCCGUGGAACCUCAACCUGGACCCCUUAACGGACUGGUUCCGUCCCCUCCUAGGGCCCACUUUGGCUCCCUUUGCCGCGGAAAUGACCGGUGAGUUCGCUUCUCAGCUUACACGCUGCGCGCCCAAGCGGUUUGCCACUUGUGCCUCCUUGAACUCUAUCUUCCAGGUCCAGGACCUCAGCCAUUCCCUCACAGUACUUGCUGCUGAGGCUGGUCGCCUCUCCAGGAACAUCAUAAACCAUGGCUUCGCUCUGUCCGACUUUGGGGACAUGAACGACGUCAGGAAGGUCCUCCAAGACCUCACGGCGGAGAGGCGAGAUCUACCGGGAGGCUGCCGAGCGCCGGAAGCGACGGUAAAGGCAAAGAAAAGCUUGAUCAACCACGAGGUGAAAAUCUUCUCCAGCAAUUCUGCAAUGACUUAUGGUCAAAGGGCAGUUCUUAAAUUUUCUUUGUACACUGGUGCUCAAGCCAUUGCUCAGAUACGAGAAGACUAA